AUGAACUCUGCCAUCACCAGCUGUGAGCACCCCGAGCCCUUGAGGGGUGAUGGUGUACUCAACUCCCAUGAAGGUGGCCAAGGCAAGAAGAAGGAUGGCCAGCCUAGGGGUCUCAGCAGUAACCACCUGGCUUAUAGCAUCCUGGAUAUCCCACCAUGGUAUCUCUGCAUCUUCUUGGGGGUCCAGCACUUCCUCACAGCCCUGGGGGGACUCGUGGCAGUUCCGCUCAUCCUGGCCAAGGACCUGUGUUUGCAGCAUGACCCCCUGACCCAGAGCUACCUCAUCAGCACCAUUUUCUUCGUCUCUGGCAUUUGCACUCUCCUGCAAGUAUUUUUAGGAGUCAGGCUGCCCAUUCUCCAGGGAGGAACAUUUGCUUUUCUGGCACCCUCCCUGGCCAUGCUGUCCCUUCCCACCUGGAAGUGCCCCAUGUGGACACUCAAUGCCAGCCUGGUGAACACCAGCUCCCCUGAAUUCACUGAAGAAUGGCAGAAGAGGAUCCGAGAGCUGCAGGGAGCCAUCAUGGUUGCUUCCUGUGUCCAGAUGCUGGUGGGCUUCUCAGGCCUCAUUGGCUUCCUCAUGCGCUUCAUCGGCCCCUUGACCAUUGCUCCGACCAUCUCCCUGGUGGCCCUGCCUCUCUUCGAUUCUGCGGGCAAUGACGCCGGGAUCCACUGGGGGAUUGCUGCCAUGACCAUCUUCCUCAUCGUGCUGUUUUCUCAGUACCUGAAAAACAUCGCAGUGCCUGUGCCUGUUUACGGAAGAGAGAAGUGUCACACCUCUAAGUUCUACCUGUUUCAGGUCUUCCCUGUGUUGCUGGCGCUCUGCAUCUCGUGGCUGCUCUGCUUUGUGCUCACAGUCACCAACGCCCUCCCCUCGGCACCUGCAGCCUACGGGUAUCUGGCCCGCACAGACACCAAAGGCGACGUCCUGAGCCAGGCUCCUUGGUUUCGCUUCCCUUACCCAGGGCAGUGGGGCCUCCCCACCAUCAGCCUGGCUGGGGUCUUUGGGAUCGUCGCGGGGGUGAUCUCCUCAAUGGUGGAGUCAGUAGGCGAUUAUUAUGCCUGUGCCCGCCUUGUGGGGGCACCACCCCCUCCGAAGCACGCCAUCAACCGAGGCAUCGGCAUCGAGGGCCUGGGCUGCCUGCUGGCAGGGGCCUGGGGUACGGGGAACGGCACCACCUCCUACAGCGAGAAUGUCGGCGCUCUGGGCAUCACCAGGGUAGGGAGCAGGAUGGUGAUUGUUGCUGCAGGCUGCGUGCUGCUCCUGAUGGGCAUAUUUGGGAAGAUCGGGGCUGCGUUUGCCACCAUCCCAACCCCUGUGAUCGGAGGCAUGUUCCUGGUGAUGUUUGGGGUCAUCACUGCCGUGGGGAUUUCCAAUCUUCAGUACGUGGACUUGAACUCGUCCAGAAACCUCUUUGUCUUUGGCUUCUCCAUCUACUGUGGGCUUGCUGUUCCCAGUUGGGUGAACAAGAACCCGGAGAGGCUCCACACAGGGAUUCUGCAGUUGGACCAGGUCAUCCAGGUGCUGCUGACCACAGGCAUGUUUGUUGGUGGAUUUCUGGGCUUUCUGCUGGACAACACCAUCCCUGGAAGCCUGGAGGAGAGAGGCCUCCUGGCGUGGAAUCAAACCCAGAAGGAGUCUGAGGAGACUACGAAGAUCUCAGAGGUCUACAGCCUCCCCUGGGGGAUCGGCACCAGGUUCUGCGCAUCCUCCUGCACCCGGUGCCUCCCUUUCUGGCCCAAGCUGGAACGUGGUGGGAGAGGUGAGGUGGGGGUGAGCCAGCUGACGCUCUGCUCCCGGGACCCCUCAGAAGAGUGGCCCAAGGGCGCCACAGACACCAUGAUGUAA
This is a messenger RNA of Lipotes vexillifer (Yangtze River dolphin), 1845 nucleotides long. Its product is annotated as solute carrier family 23 member 1-like. The record is from RefSeq and is a predicted model, not a curated record. Gene Ontology annotation, molecular function: transmembrane transporter activity. Bases 1 to 1845 code for a protein of 614 amino acids. The transcript has 12 exons. NCBI's taxonomy places the organism in Eukaryota, Metazoa, Chordata, Mammalia, Artiodactyla, Lipotidae. Gene Ontology annotation, cellular component: membrane. Gene Ontology annotation, biological process: transmembrane transport.